UUCAAAGUUAUAAUAAUCAGUAAAACAUAAUUGCCUUAUAAAAAAAAUUAAGCGAUAUUGUUACUGAAUAUUGAAAUAUAUAUAAAACAUAUAUUGGAAGUUUUAUGCUUUUUAAAGUAAAUAGUUUGGAGUGUAUACGUCGUUUGCAUAUCUGUAAACUACACUACAUCCUAAGUUGUGGCAAAUAGUUUUUGAAAUUUUCAAAUUCAAUAAAAGUGCAUCUCUAAAUAGUAUAUUAAAAACAAAAGCUUCCAUUUUAUAAACCAACUAAAAAUGACAGAUUCAAUGAAAUUUGGUCCCGAAUGGUUGCGAAACAUGUCAGCCGAUACAACUUCCUCUAAUACAAAUACAAGUGGUCAAAUAAAUCCUGCGGGAGUGUUUGGAUCCGGUAACUCAGGGGGUGAUGGCAUAGAGGGAUCAGCUGUGAAUAAUUCAAACAGUGGUACGUCAAAUCUUAAUCCUAGCAGUUUACAUAAUAAUGUAAAUGCAGCAAAUACUGCAGCUUCACGUAACACAUUUCCGGAAUUUCGUUAUGGUAGAGAAGAAAUGCUGUUACUGUUUGAUAGAAACUGUGGCAUACCUGAAAUUUUACCAUCAUAUAAAAAUCUUUUUGUGGAAAGAGUUCAAUUUCCAUUAGCUUUAGUGCCUAGCACAGAUGAAGAUAUGUUGCAAGGAUCGGCACCACCAACGCAAAGGCCAGGAUGGCUCCAACGAUCACCAGUUGGUUUCAGCACAGCAACUCGUGGUACUGGUAGGGUUGGAUGUAUGGAGAGAGGUCGUAUGCGUGGAAAAUCAAUUUAUCAUCCUGUUUUCCAAAGACCAAAUGCCAUGUUUGACGAUGAUCAACGUUCUUCUACAAUUAAGGUAAUUUGUUUUAUUUAGUAUUUAAGUUUUCAA
Molecule: messenger RNA, 897 nt
Organism: Lucilia cuprina (Australian sheep blowfly)
Lineage: Eukaryota; Metazoa; Arthropoda; Insecta; Diptera; Calliphoridae
Product: GIGYF family protein Gyf-like
Exons: 3
Coding region: 274-882 (202 amino acids)
Source: RefSeq, a predicted model, not a curated record